This is a messenger RNA of Racocetra persica, 192 nucleotides long. Lineage: Eukaryota; Fungi; Glomeromycota; Glomeromycetes; Diversisporales; Gigasporaceae. The record is from the annotation of a GenBank genome assembly.
AAUAGACUCUGUAUUGUAAGAAAAAUAGAUGAAAGUGAAUUGCAUGAACCCUUUACUAGGAAUAGAGUCAAGAAAUUAAAAGAAAGGUUGAAAAUUACAAAUGUUGAACUGAUCAUAAAUAGUGUUGACUUCAAGGACGCAAGUCAAGCUCCUAUCAUGAUCAGAAUCGGGUUUCAAAGUUCAGUUGGGUAA